Sebastes umbrosus (honeycomb rockfish) is the source of this 2562-nucleotide messenger RNA. RefSeq names its product E3 ubiquitin/ISG15 ligase TRIM25-like. Lineage: Eukaryota; Metazoa; Chordata; Actinopteri; Perciformes; Sebastidae. The transcript has a single exon. Bases 193 to 1812 code for a protein of 539 amino acids. Gene Ontology annotation, molecular function: protein binding; zinc ion binding. The record is from RefSeq and is a predicted model, not a curated record.
UCAGUCCACGUGUUUCCUGCAGAUGGGUGUAACCAUCAUACUGGGAAGUGCAAGUGCGCUCACACCUCAUUCAAUGCAACUCAGUGAGUGAACAUGAAAAAGGGAACUCAGUUUUGGUUUGGAUCAGUUCCCAACGUCUUUCUUGUGUGAGAAAGUGAAACUAUUUGUCAUUCACUGUCUCUGAGAGGUGAAAUGGCGCAGCAAGGAAUUCAGAUGGACGAGGAAAAACUCUGCUGUUCGAUCUGUUUGGAUCUACUGAAGGAUCCUGUGACUAUUCCCUGUGGUCACAACUACUGUAUGAGCUGUAUUAGAAGCCACUGGGAUGAAGAGGAUCAGAAGGGAAUCUACAGCUGUCCUCAGUGCAGACUGCUCCUUGUACCGAGGCCUGUUCUGUUGAAAAACACCAUGUUGGCAGAUUUAGUGGAGGAACUGAAGAAGACAGGACUCCAAGCUGCUCCAGCUGAUCACUGCUAUGCCGGACCUGGAGAAGUGGCCUGUGAUUUCUGCACUGGGAGGAAGCUGAAAGCUCUCAAGUCCUGUCUGCAGUGUCUGGUCUCUUACUGUGAGCAGCACCUCCAGCCUCACUAUGAAUCCCCCGCCUUUGAAAAACACAAGCUGGUCGACCCCUCCAAGAAGCUUCAGGAGAACAUCUGCACUCGUCACAAUGAGGUGAUGAAGAUUUUCUGCCGCACUGAUCAGCAGUGUAUCUGUUAUCUCUGCUCCAUGGAUGUACAUAAAGGCCACGACACAGUUUCAGCUGCAGCAGAAAUGACUGAGAAGCAGAAAGAGCUCGGAGCGAGUCGGCAAAAGAUCCAGCAGAGAAUCCAGAACAGAGAGAAAGAUGUGAAGGUGCUCCAGCAGGAGGUGGAUGCUAUCAAUCACUUUGCUGAUAAAGCAUUGAAGAACAGUGAGAAGAUCUUCACAGAUCUGAUCCGUCUCAUUGAGAAAAGAAGCUCCGAUGUGAAGCAGCAGGUCAGAUCUCAGCAGAAAUCUAAAGUGAGUCGAGUCAAAGAGCUUCAGGAAAAGCUGCAGCAGGAGAUCACUGAUCUGAGGAAGAGAGACACUGAGCUGGAGCAGCUCUCACACACAGAGGACCACACCCAGUUUCUACAGAACUACCCCUCGCUGUCAAAUCUCGCUGUCUCUGAAAAGUCAUCCAGCAUCAAUAUCCGUCCUGUGCGACACUUUGAGGAUGUGACAGCAGCUGUGUCAGAGGCCAGAGAUAAACUCGAGAAAAUUCUUAGUGAGUCCAUGACCAUGGCUGAUUUCUUACAGUAUUCAUGUCAAAUCACACUGGAUCCAGACACAGCAGACACAUUGCUGUUAUUAUCUGAAGGAAACAGAAAAGCAAGAGUGAGGAAACCAUCAAUAUUCACAGAGCUAAAGAUGUUACAACAGGGUCACCCAGGUUCACGCAGCAACAUUGACAGUCAUCAGGUCCUGAGCAGAGAGAGUUUGACUGGACGUCAUUACUGGGAGGUGGAGUGGAGUGGGGGUGCAGUUUCAGUAGCAGUCACAUACGCACAUAUGAGAAGAGCAGUCUAUGAAAGUGGAUUUGGAAACAAUGACAAGUCUUGGGCAUUAGAUUGUUUGAUAAAUGGUUAUGAAUUCAGACACAACAACAUCAGAACUCCCAUCCCAGGUCCUCGGUCCUCCAGAGUAGGAGUGUACCUGGAUCACAGUGCAGGUAUUCUGUGUUUCUACAGCGUCUCUGAAACCAUGACUCUCCUCCACAGAGUCCAGACCACAUUCACUAGGCCACUCUAUGCUGGACUUUGGGUUUUCAAUGGAUCCACAGCUGAGCUCAAGUAGACUGGAAUGAUUGGGUGGAUGGGGGAGAUUCUGUUUUUCAUUUAAAUAGAUCUUUUCUUCAUCUUUGUUGCUCGCCUCUCUUUGCUAUGAUGUUUCUGCACUUCCCACUGAUGACCUGAUGAUUGUAACUCUGUUGAUAUCGUUUAGAUGUUGGAAGGUUUUGGUUGAUAAUGUUAAUAUACUGUAUUUUUAAAGAAUUCUUUUGAAAGUAUGAAUCUGUGUCAUUUUAAAAUAUUAAUGAAAUUAAAACUUGUGUUGUGAACUUUACAUUGAAACAAUGAAAACAUAAAUGAAGUCGAGUCUGAUUGCAACAUCCACAUUAGCUGGAACAAUUCAUUGAUUAAUCCAUUACUGGAUUGACAGGAAAUUAAUUGACAUCUGUUUGGAUAAUCUUUUAUUUAUUUAUUGUAUUGCAUUGUUCAGUGUUUUCUAACAUUUUAUAGACCAAACAAUUAUUCAAUUAAUUGAGAAAAUAAUCAUCAGAUUAAUCAAAUAAUUGUAAAUUGUAACCCUGAUUCACAUAUUUACCAGAGUGUAUAAAGUGUUAUUGUGAUAUUAUGUUAAAGUGUUAUUAUGUCAUUAUCAUUACUUUGAUACUUGUUGGUUUUUCCCCCACAGUGAUGACAUGUUGGUUUAACAGACUGAUUUUUGUUGAAGUGAAUAUGCAGAUAGAAAGAUAGAACCAGUCCUAUACCAGGAUUUACUGAUUGUAUGUGAACAAAAUCCAUCAAUAAAGUUGAUUUUCAAGUA